Aspergillus ochraceoroseus IBT 24754 is the source of this 1947-nucleotide messenger RNA. RefSeq names its product NAPDH-dependent diflavin reductase (gene tah18). NCBI's taxonomy places the organism in Eukaryota, Fungi, Ascomycota, Eurotiomycetes, Eurotiales, Aspergillaceae. The record is from RefSeq and is a predicted model, not a curated record. The transcript is spliced from 4 exons. The coding region runs from base 1 to 1947 and encodes 648 amino acids. Gene Ontology annotation, molecular function: flavin adenine dinucleotide binding; NADPH-hemoprotein reductase activity; FMN binding. Gene Ontology annotation, cellular component: cytosol.
AUGAGUGAGAGUCAACCGACACCAGGAUCAGAGAAACGCUCUGCUCUUGUCCUUUACGGCUCCGAAACUGGGAAUGCCCAAGAAGUAGCCGAGGAAAUAGGUGCUUUGGCGGAGCGCCUUCACUUCGCGACUCAUGUCUCAGCACUAAACCAUGUCAAGGCAGACUCGUUGCAAUCGCACACGGUAGUGGUCUUUGUGGUUUCAACCACCGGGCAGGGAGAUCUCCCCGCCAAUGCGAGGACGUUUUGGAGAUCAUUGCUGUUGAAGAAACUCCCGCCGACCUUUUUGAGUGGGGUUAGGUUUACAUGGUUUGGACUUGGUGAUAGUUCGUAUCCCAAAUUCAAUUGGGCCGCUCGCAAAUUGUACAAGCGGCUGCUGCAACUCGGCGCAGACGAGAUAUACCCCGGUGGAGAAGCCGAUCAGCAGCAUCCAGAAGGGCUUGAAGGUACAUUCAUCCCUUGGCUCACGGAUUUGCGAAAGCACUUGCUGGAGAAGUAUCCUCUCCCUCGGGGACAGGAUCCGAUACCGGACGAUGUUCAACUUCCACCAAAAUGGGGUUUGCAGCUGCAAAGCCAGGACGCAUUUCCGGAUUCUGAACCACCUACCCCUAAGAACACGGAAGAUCCGAAAAUAUCUACAGAUAUUCCGGAUUCGUACCGACUGGAUUAUGACCAGCGGCCGAUCCACGAUGGCCUCACGGCAACCCUUAUCCAAAACAAGCGUGUUACACCAGCAUCGCACUGGCAGGAUGUACGGCAUUUUAUCUUCACUGUACCUGAUGCAGUCUCCUAUGCCCCCGGGGACGUGAUAUGCAUCACUCCGAAAAAUACACCAGAGGAUGCCCAGAGCCUCAUUGAGAUGCUGGGGUGGGAGGAACAAGCUGAUCAACUAGUUUCUCUCGUCCCAAGCGACAACGCACGACCCAUUGAGGACCUACCAGCUCCGCCUAUUCACGGUCUUGAAUCUCAUCCAAAACUCACCCUCCGCGAGCUUGUUAUCAACUAUUUGGAUAUCCGAGCGAUCCCCCGCAGGGCUUUUCUUUCGUCACUAGCCCACUACACCGGCUACGAAAUGCACAAGGAACGACUGUUGGAAUUCACCAACCCCGAGUUCAUCCAGGAAUUCUGGGACUACACCACACGACCCAGACGUAGUAUCCUAGAAGUUCUGCAUGAAUUCGACACGGUCAAAAUCCCAUGGCAGCAUGCAACAUCAGUCUUUCCGAUCUUCCGAGGAAGACAAUUCAGCAUCGCCAGCGGCGGAGAACUAAAACGGACCCCGGAAGGAGGAGCGCGGUUUGAGCUCCUAAUUGCGAUUGUCAAGUAUCGAACUGUCAUUAAAAAAAUCAGAGAAGGGGUUUGCACCAAGUAUAUCUCAACGCUCCGUCCAGGAAGCACAAUGAAGGUCCAGCUGCAACGAGGCGGGCUGAAUUCCUCCGUUGGCCAACUGGUUGGCCCGACGAUGCUGAUCGGCCCCGGUACAGGUGUUGCACCAUUACGGUCGAUGCUCUGGGAGAAGGCCGCGAUCGUUAAAUCAUACCAGGAGGAGAACCCGGGCGUCGACCCUCCAAUUGAGCCGACGCUUCUUCUUUAUGGCGGUCGCAACCGGGCCGCGGAUUUCUUCUUUGACGCGGAGUGGCAGCAAUUGAGCUCUCUCGUGAAACUCAAGGUGCUGACUGCAUUUUCACGCGACCAAGAACGAAAGGUUUACGUCCAGGAUGUUAUCCGAGAGAAUUUCAGCUUGGUUUUCAAGCUGCUCCAUGACAAGGGCGGCGCUGUCUAUGUUUGCGGCUCCUCGGGACGAAUGCCCCAGGCUGUUCGCGAGGCCUUAAUCGAGUCAUUCCAGUUUGGCGGGGACGUCGAUACACAGCGAUUCAGCCGACGGGAAGCAGAAGAGUAUUUGGUAGGGAUGGAAAAAACCGGACGAUACAAGCAGGAAACUUGGUAG